This is a messenger RNA of Mangifera indica (mango), 739 nucleotides long. Its product is annotated as nodulin-related protein 1. The transcript has a single exon. Bases 131 to 541 code for a protein of 136 amino acids. Gene Ontology annotation, biological process: regulation of abscisic acid biosynthetic process; response to heat. NCBI's taxonomy places the organism in Eukaryota, Viridiplantae, Streptophyta, Magnoliopsida, Sapindales, Anacardiaceae. The record is from RefSeq and is a predicted model, not a curated record.
UCCCCACAUUCAUUGACCAACUAUUGGUGGAAGACAUCCAUUUUUUAUAUCUCAAUUAUUGCUACAUCCCUCUAGCUCUAAACAGAUUCAAUUCUGGGUAUCUCUUCUACAUUUUUUUUCUGAAAGAAGCAUGGAUCCACCAUCUCACAAAAAGCACCACCAACCAUCUUCUUCUGAGCUGCUCUCUAGCGCAAAAUUGGUAGCUGAGGCGGCAAAAAGUUCGCUCAAUCAUGAAUCUCACAAGAUAGACAAGGGCAGAGUUGCUGGUGCUGCUGCCGAUCUUCUUGAUGCGGCGUCUCACUAUGGCAAACUGGAAGAGAAGAGCUUUGGUAAGUAUGUAGAAAAGGCUGAGGGUUAUCUUCAUCAGUACCACUCUUCCCAUUCCACCACUACCACCACCACCACCGCUCCGAAUCCCGCCCAUCAUACAUCCUCUGCUACCCCACACUCAUCGAUUGCUUCUAGUGAUGACGGUGGGGAAUCCGGAAGUGGGUUCGGAGACUACUUCAAGAUGGCUGAAGGUUUCUUGAAGAAGCAUUAAAAUUAAUCAAGUAGCUAGGGGUGACUCGUUUGGCGAUUUGUGAAAUAGAUUUGUGGCUUUUCUUAAUUUCUUGUUUUUAUGUCUUUAUAAAAUCUGUAGCAUGCUGUUAUUGAACAACUGGUUUCUGAUUAGUAGAAUUAUUGAAGUAAAAGGUUGGAUUGAAAUUGGAAAUAAAGUUGUUAGUUUAUCAUUCAUGGA